AUGGCCCAUGGCGCUGUUCGCAAGAGCAACCUACCGCGCACGGACGACAAGCGCACCUUCGUCGCGCUGCCGGGGACCCACAUGUGGUCCAUCCGGCAUCCGCCUAUCGAUGUGCGCACUCUUGCGCAACCCGCACCACCAGCUGUGCCCACCGCCCGCGCGCCCGUCGACGACGACCAUAUCGAUGCGGAGGGGUUGCCCCAGGCGAAGCCACGUCGCGGCAAGACGAAGGUCAACGUCGCCGAAGCUUUCAAUAAGCACUUUGGCCUCGACGCCCUCGCCGUCGUCCUCCGCGAGAUCGACAACAGCGACUUUGACAUGCACGUGCUCGCAGCGAGCACACUCUCCUACUACGACUAUGUCGCGCGCGUCUGGCUGGAGACUUUCUCGGCUUUCUUCGGGUCCGACAAGCUCGCUGCGCUGACCUUGCAAAAGGGUCAGGCGUUGCCGGAGGAGGGCACCAUGAAGACGUUCUUUGAGUUCGUCGCCAAGACGCGCGGACCGGAUGGUCACGGGCUUUCGUAUAACACGAUGGGCAAGUUUCAGGGCAUAGUCUUCGGCAUGCUCUACUCGCGUGGUGUUGCGUCCCCCACGCCUGCUUACCGGGAGGCUAACAAGAAUUUCAUCGACACUCUGGCCAAGGUCCUAGGUGUCAUCGAGGAUCGCGCACGCGAGAAACUCCUCAUGCGUGAAACCGACCUGCUCAAGAUGCUCAAGGCGCUCCUCGAUCCUGGGCUCAGCUAUGGCUCGAACAAGACCCGGAUUACCAUGUACUUCCUCACGACGAUCAUGGCCGAGCUCGGCACGCGCAUCGGCACCUGGACGGAGGCGCAGAACGCGCAGGGACUCGCGCAGUGUGUGCGAUGGGGCGACACCACCGUCUAUAUCGAAGGUGCCGACUCCUGGGGCGCCAACGUGAGCGUCUUCUUCCGCCUGCACUGGCUCAAGGGCUUCAAGGGCUCUUCCGAGCGCAUCUCCGACAAGAGUGUCCGCGUGCUGCCGGGCUAUGAGGCGCACAUGGACCCCAUCCUCCCUUUCCUCGUCAUCGGCUGCUACUACGACGUCUGGGAGCAGUCCACCGAAGUCAUCGGAUGGCUCACCGGCGCGGUCGCUCCACCUGCAUCCAAGACCGAGCUCGUCGUUCGCGAGAAGUUCAAGCACACGGGCGUCGUGCGCGCCGCCAUGCAGCCCUCGCAGGAGAAAGCGGCGGCUGCGAACACGGAAAACCAGCCCGAGAUGUAUCUCGGCGAACAUCGCAAGCCGCAGGAGUGGAAGACCAUGAGCGCCACGUCCUCCAACCAAUUCAUCCACAAGGCAGCCCGGUUCUGUGGCAUCGUCGCGUUCAUGUGGAAGUUCUUUCGGUACACGUUCGGCGAGAACCUGAAGAGAACAGUGUCCCCGGACACCGUCACUGCUGCCAUGGGCCACCGCAUCGGCUCCUUGCUAACCUGGACCACGUACAAGGCUCAGAUCGCGCAGGUCGACUUUCAGUCGCGCUUCCGCGGGCGUGCGGAGGACACGAGCACGAUUGAGUUUUACAACUCGGUCGGGCGGACUGCCGGUCCCGCCUCCGGGGACAGCCAGCAUGUGGAUCGUGUCCGCCGCCUCUUCGCGGAUGCGAAGAUCGAGGAACUAGCUCAGAGGUUCGACGUGCUCGACCACGCCGUCUACGAUAAGUACGGCCAGUGGGUAGAUGAGGUGCCGGAUAUGGAGGAGCCGGACGAGCUCGUGGAGGAGGCCCGAGACGCCAUGAAUGAUAUCUUGUUGGCGCUUAGAGACCUCAACAACAAGAUACUUCCACCUGUAGCUCCCGCUCCAUCGGCUGCAGUGGACGGUGCACCACGGAGUGCUACGCUCGCGCGAUUCGUAGACUCCCUCGAUGCCGGUCAUCCGUACCUUCCGCUCGUCACGGGCGAGAAUGCUUUGCACGCGCGCGCCGAUGUCUUCAAGGCCCUGAUGCACGUCCACCGUCUGGACGAGCAGAUGCUCCACCGUCAAUGCUUCCUAUGCGCUCGCGAAGGCAUUCACAAGGACCUGCGCGGUAACUAUGGGCGGCACAUGUGGACGUGCAUGGAGCGGCACCACAAGGACACGCACACCAGGUGUAACUUCUGUGGUGGCUUCUUCACUCAUGGCGAUGAGCUCGACAAGCACUGUCGGCUCUGCUAUGCUGACAUGAUCGCAGCCAAGAACAUCGAUGUCCAGGAUGCCGAGCAUGCGGGACGUCCCCUUGGCGUAGACUCGUACAAGCACGUAUUCGAAACCGAGUUCAAUGAUCGGACGGUGUACUACUGCCCUGUCUGCAUCAACGACUUUGACGAGGAGGAUCCCAAUGCAUGCGGCGUGAAUGAUCCUGUCAGGGGCGAAAUGCUCCGUCACAUGCUCUCUCACUUGAAGACGGGGGGCUCUCGGCCCAAGUUUGAUAUCAAUGUCGCGCUUCGUUGCAGGAUGUGGACGUGCCGCGAGAAUGCUACCACGUACGACUUUUCCGACAUGAUUGACCACUGGCACAACACGCACGGGUACGACCUUUUACGCUGCGUGGACGCUCGUCCAGGCCACGACCACGCGCAGGACACGUCGUUGUCCCUCAGGGAGUCUGUCGACCUUAGCAGCAAGGUAGCGGUCGCCAAGGAUAAGAUCGUGCUAUACGAGGAAGACGUGCCACUCUUGCGCGCGACGCUCGUUGGCAAGGUUCAAGGGCAGGCGGCGGACGUUGCCUACGUGUGUCUUCAGACACGAUGUCGCAAAGGGGAUGCGCGCAAACGCGCCAAGCUACUUAUUGAGCGAAUGCAUACCAAGUAG
Molecule: messenger RNA, 2805 nt
Organism: Schizophyllum commune H4-8
Lineage: Eukaryota; Fungi; Basidiomycota; Agaricomycetes; Agaricales; Schizophyllaceae
Exons: 8
Coding region: 1-2805 (934 amino acids)
Source: RefSeq, a predicted model, not a curated record